Messenger RNA from Helianthus annuus (common sunflower), 2462 nucleotides. RefSeq names its product tyrosine-protein kinase receptor TYRO3. Gene Ontology annotation, cellular component: plasmodesma; plasma membrane. Gene Ontology annotation, biological process: protein autophosphorylation. The coding region runs from base 171 to 2210 and encodes 679 amino acids. Gene Ontology annotation, molecular function: transmembrane receptor protein tyrosine kinase activity; ATP binding. The record is from RefSeq and is a predicted model, not a curated record. NCBI's taxonomy places the organism in Eukaryota, Viridiplantae, Streptophyta, Magnoliopsida, Asterales, Asteraceae. The transcript has 5 exons.
UUUCUUUGAAUUUUCAUCAAAUCAUACACCCAUCUUUUGUGUACUGAAAUUGUCCUUCUCUGCUCUAUUUCUCUAAACCGUCUUUCAUUAGACAGAUAAAGAGAACACCUUUAUUGUUGGUUAAGUCUUUUCCAACGCCAUAUUAGGUGUUAUUAUUUGACCAACAAAUAAUGGAGUCUUUCGUUAAUGAGUUCAAACAUCUUAAAAUCCAGUUUGAAGAUAUAAUUCGUGCCACCAACACCUUUGAUGACCUUCAAAUCAUCGGGCGUGGUGGUUUUGGCAAGGUGUACAGUGGACAACUGUCUCAUUUUAAGGGGCGUAGCAUGGUUGCUAUCAAGCGUCUUGAUCGAAUAUAUGGCCAAGGUGACGUAGAGUUCUGGAAGGAGAUCACGAUACUAAACCGUUUCAAGCAUGAAAAUCUCAUCACUCUCCUUGGAUUCUGUAACGAGGGUGAUCAAAUGAUCCUUGUAUACGAGCACGCAUCUAAAGAAAGCCUUGACCGUCAUUUAAGUUCCACUAAUUUCACGUGGAGACAACGACUCAAGACAUGCAUUGGUGCUGCAAGGGGAUUAAGUUUCCUACAUGAUGCACCGGCGGGCACUAACGAAAGAAUUAUCCACCGAGAUAUAAAGAGUGCCAACAUCCUACUCGAUGCAAAUUGGAAUGCGAAAGUUUCUGACAUGGGACUGUCAAAGAUAGCACCUGCUAAUCAGCAGCGCACGGGGCUUGUCACCGACCGUGCUGGGACCAUUGGGUAUUGUGAUCCAUCGUAUAUGGAGACUUACUGCCUAACGAAAGAGUCGGACGUUUACUCUUUUGGCGUGGUAUUAUUCGAAGUGUUAUGCGGAAGAUUAUGCUUUAAAUACAGCAACGGUCAAACUCAGGUUUUCGUGCCUACGUGGAAAAAAAGUUACGAACAGAAUAACCUACAACAGAUUAUAUUCGAUUAUCUGAAGCAACAGAUAGAUCCAACAUCAUUGAAAACAUAUGCGGACAUCGCAUUUAAAUGUCUGCAGAAAUCUCCGAAAAAACGGCCAACGAUGCCAGAUGUCGUGAAAGAACUUGAGACUGCUCUCGAAUAUCAGGAGCUUUAUGAAGGAGUGAAACUGACAGAGGACUUCAAAAGGAUGCUUCCGACUGCUGCAGAUAAUCUGAACUACGGAUCCGAAAGUGAACUGAAGAUGCUUCUCCUUAAAGGGAUCCUCACUAACAAUGGCAAUACGUGGUUAUCGUGUAAUAAGAACGGAGAUCACUGUGAAACGCUAUCUAUAGCAGCAUGUUUAACUUCAACUUCAAGAGAAUCUCAUUAUAUAAACUUGCCUAUAUAUACCGAAAGAUUUACAGCGGGCUGCUAUGAACCACGUGGAGCAGAAUUCAAAACACAUGUCAAAACUCAAUUCUUGUCACCAAAAAUCACAUACACUGUAAACCUUGUGUUCAAAAGGAUGAAUAGUGAAGAACAGUAUAUAGGGCUCGAAUACAAGUUAGAAGGGGAGAAAGAAAAGUCUUAUUCGUUCGUAUCAGAUAAGAGAGAAGGUGGAUGGUUGACGGUCGAACUGUAUCAGCUUAGUACCGACCAGGGAGCCGUUGAUCUAAAAAUUGUGUUUUACACUAAGCACUGUGAUAAUUUACUAAUAGAAGGCAUCGAGUUUCAGCCCCUGGAGAAAGUAGACACAGAGACACGUCCAGCUGAAGAUGGGAGGCAAUGUCUUAUGCUGCCAGCAAAAGUGGUUUUGGAUGAAAACGAAUGGAACUGGGUCUUUGAUCCAAGAUUUGGACAAGUGGCUGAUUGUAUUGCAAAAAAAAUUGGUAUUAACUGCGAAUUCAGUUCCGAAAAGCUGUCACCUCAGACAACAUACGCAGCUUACCUUGUCUACAGAUUACCUCAUAAUUAUAAAGAUAUCAACCCUCCUGUGCAAGUGGUUGAUAAAAACUCAGGUUCAGGCGAAGAAUACAAUAUCUUUUUACGUACUCCACAAACCCCAGUUAUCAGAGGGAAUGAUAAGAUCAAAGGAGCCUACAACCCAUCGAUUAGACCCAUGAUAAAAGGCCUACCGAAGAACAGGAGUGAUGGUUGGAUGGAAGUACAAGUACAUGAAUUUAUAACACCUGCUAGCAUACGCAUGAUUACCACGCGUCUUCAACUCUCCAGUUACGACAUGUCGCUUGCAGGGAUUACUGUGCAAGGCCUUGAGUUCAGACCCAUAUAGCUUCUCUUCUGGGAAGUGUUGGUUAACGUAUGACUUGGUUAAGAGCUGACCGAGUAACAUGCAGAAGGUGUGGAAGUGUUCGCUCACCAAUGUGGAAAUUGUGGAGGCCCAAACAGUUUUAUUACGUUGGUAUUAUUAUGUUUUGUCUUAUAAUAAGCAUUUCGCAGUAGCAUGUUUCUUAAUUUUCAGUUUCUUUCUUGUAUUUGGUACGUGUGAAAGUUUGAGCAAUAUAUAACCAGAAAAUCGCCCCAA